Apus apus (common swift) is the source of this 4908-nucleotide messenger RNA. It is a transcript of the gene HCN3, whose product is annotated as hyperpolarization activated cyclic nucleotide gated potassium channel 3. Gene Ontology annotation, cellular component: membrane. Gene Ontology annotation, molecular function: voltage-gated potassium channel activity. Lineage: Eukaryota; Metazoa; Chordata; Aves; Apodiformes; Apodidae. The transcript has 8 exons. The coding region runs from base 1 to 2820 and encodes 939 amino acids. The record is from RefSeq and is a predicted model, not a curated record. Gene Ontology annotation, biological process: potassium ion transport; transmembrane transport.
AUGGACGCGGCGGCGGGUCGAAGCCCCGAGCCGCGGGAGAAGGCGCCGGUGGUGGACGGGGAGGCGGCGGGGGCGCCCGCGGGGGCGGCGGGCGCGGCCCCGGCCUCGCCGGCGGCGGCGGAGCAGAUCGUGGCGGAGGGCGAGACGGCGGCGGCGGGCACGUUCGUGCAGCGGCAGCUCGGGGCCAUGCUGCAGCCCGCCGUGAACAAGUUCUCGCUGCGCAUGUUCGGCAGCCACCGGGCCGUGGAGAUCGAGCGGCAGCGGGUGAAGUCGGCCGGUGCCUGGAUCAUCCACCCCUACAGCGACUUCAGGUUUUACUGGGAUCUCAUCAUGCUGUUCCUGAUGGUGGGGAAUUUGAUCAUCCUGCCUGUGGGCAUCACCUUCUUCAAGGAUGAAAACACCCCACCCUGGAUCGUUUUCAACGUGCUUUCGGACACUUUCUUCUUGGCUGAUCUGGUGCUGAACUUCCGGACAGGCAUCGUGGUGGAGGACAACACAGAGAUCAUCCUUGACCCUCACACCAUCAAAAUGAAGUACCUGAAGAGCUGGUUCCUGGUUGACUUCAUCUCCUCCAUCCCAGUUGAUUACAUCUUCCUCAUCGUUGACCUGGAGACCCAGGUGGAUUCUGAUGUCUACAAGACAGCUCGGGCCUUGCGCAUCGUCCGCUUCACCAAGAUCCUCAGCCUGCUGCGCCUGCUGCGCCUCUCACGCCUCAUCCGCUACAUCCACCAGUGGGAGGAGAUCUUCCAUAUGACAUACGACCUGGCCAGUGCUGUAGUGAGGAUCUUCAACCUCAUUGGCAUGAUGCUGCUGCUGUGUCACUGGGAUGGCUGCCUCCAGUUCCUGGUGCCCAUGUUGCAAGACUUCCCAGAGGACUGCUGGGUCUACAUCAACCACAUGGUGAACGACUCCUGGGGGAAGCAGUACUCGCACGCCCUCUUCAAGGCCAUGAGCCACAUGCUGUGCAUUGGCUACGGGCAGCAGGCACCCAAGGGCAUGACCGACGUCUGGCUCACCAUGCUGAGCAUGAUUGUGGGGGCCACCUGCUAUGCCAUGUUCAUCGGCCACGCCACUGCCCUCAUCCAGUCCCUGGACUCGUCCCGGCGCCAGUACCAGGAGAAGUACAAGCAAGUGGAGCAGUACAUGUCAUUCCACAAGCUGCCUGGGGACACGCGCCAGCGGAUCCAUGAGUACUAUGAGCACCGCUACCAGGGCAAGAUGUUUGAUGAGGAGAACAUCCUGGGGGAGCUCAGUGAGCCACUCAAAGAGGAAAUCAUCAACUUCAACUGCCGCAACCUGGUGGCCAACAUGCCUCUGUUUGCCAACGCAGACCCCAACUUUGUGACAGCCAUGCUGACCAAGCUGCGCUUUGAGGUCUUCCAGCCUGGGGACUUCAUCAUCCGUGAGGGCACCGUGGGCAAAAAGAUGUACUUCAUCCAGCAUGGGGUGGUCAGCAUCCUCACCAAAGGCAACAAGGAGACAAAGCUGUCUGAUGGCUCCUACUUCGGGGAAAUCUGCCUGCUGACACGGGGCAGGCGGACAGCCAGCGUGCGAGCUGACACCUACUGCCGCCUCUACUCCUUGUCGGUGGAUAAUUUCAACGAGGUGCUGGAGGAGUAUCCCAUGAUGCGCAGGGCCUUUGAGACAGUGGCCAUGGACCGGCUGGACCGCAUAGGGAAGAAGAACUCCAUCUUGCUCCGCAAGCGAGCUGAGCACAGCUCAGGGCCCAUGAACAAUGAGAUGAUCCAGCAGAUCGUGAAGCAUGACCAGGACAUGGCCCACAACAUCCAGGACCUGCAGCAGAUGGCAAUGGGCCGGGAGCUGAGUGGCAAGCCGGUGAUCUGGGAGCCGCUGGUGCACGCGCCGCUGCAGACAGCGGCCGCCACCACCAAUGUGGCCAUUGCCCUGACCCACCAGCACAGCCUGCAGGCCCACAUCUUCCUGCCACCCUCCUCCAUCUCCAGCCCGCUCUCCCCAGAGGCCACGCUGCUCACCAGGCAGGUGCGCAGGUCCCAGCCCAGCCUGGGGGGCUCCCGGCCCUCCUCUGUCAGCUCCCCAUCAGGGGCACCGUCCCACCUCCAGACGCCUGCCGCCGCUUCGCCGUCUUCCCCCAUGGUGCAGUCCCAGGCGCCCCUGGAGACCGGGGCCCAGAGACCCAGCCAUGGGGCACAGGUCCUGCUGCGUGCAGCACCCAAGGGGGACCUGCCAGGGGGUCCCAAGCAGCCCCCGGGUGGGUCCCAGCCGCAGCUCUCCAAGUCCCGUGGCACCUCAGUCUCCACCUCGCUGCUGCAGCAGGCAGCCGGGGCUCCGUCCCCCAGCUCAGAGCAGGCACAGCCAGCCGGGAGAACGCUGCACUACAGCCUGUCCCGAGCCACUGGCUCCCACAUCUCUCUCCUGAUGCAGCCCCAGCAGCUGGUGAAGCACAGGAGCAUCCAGGGCCUGCCGGUGGGGCGGCUCACCCAGGACGUCCGGCUCCUCUCUGCCUCCCAGCCCUCUCUUCCCAAUAAAGUGGCCCAGCAAGGCGAUGGGAGCUCCUUGCAGCAGGGCAGGAAAUCCACCGGGAACCUGGCCCGCAGAUCCUCCCCAUCAGUAGCUGGCCUCCUCACCAAGCCAUGUCCUGGGCUCCCAGGCCAGCCAGCACACUCGCAGCAGAUGCCUUCAGGAUCACUGGUUCAACCCAGCCGCUCCGUGGCUGCAGCAUCCACCCCGCAGUCCCCGGUCUCCACGUCCAGGCAGGCAGCAGGUCCCUCCCGCAAGGGCUCUGUGGCCUUCAGCCCUGAAGUGGAAACAGGGAAGCCCAAACUCUCAUCCAACAUGUGAGUCCCCAGCACAGAGGUGGCAGGAGAGGCAGAGAGCCUGGCAAAGGUCCCCGGAGGGAAGGGGAGGUGGGCGGCAGCACUCAGGAUCAUGGACUGUCUGCUCCAGGUGCAGGGACAUGGCAGGAGUGGCUGUGGGGCAGCCUCAGAGCUGGCCCAGCUGGAUGAGGAGGGGGCUCUGCUGACUGCCAUGAAGCAGAGACCCUGCCUGGGCUCUCCGUCACCAUCUGUCCCAAGUCCUGCCCUCCUGGAGAGAACAGAACAGGUUAGAGCCCUCACCCAAACUCCAGUGUCCCUUGGGACUCUCACUCCCCAUGACAACUCCCUGGGUGCUGGGCCCCCCACUAUGCCCUUGCCCCCAUGGAUUGUCCUUGGUGCCAGGCUGGCACUAGUGGCUCCUUCAGUGUGUCCUUUGUCACAGCAGUGGCUGCCACACACCUGCCUUGAUCCCCAGAAAGCUUUGCCCAGCCCCUUUGCCUUUUGGGAGUGGAGGGAGAAGCAGCCCCUGGGGCCCAACACCGAGGGUAGGGCAAGAGGGCUGGAGCCCCCACUGGGCUCUCCCCAGGCAGGCAGAGUUUGGGUACUCAGAGACAGCUGGGUCUCCCCUCCUUGAGGCACUAGCCGGUCCCUUGGGACAUGGUGCCAGGACCUGGAAUCCCAGGCAGGGUCCCCCUGGUCUGAUGAGUGCCAAGUGGUGGAGCAGGUGGGUGACCCGAGCAGCCCCCAGGUGCCUCUCUCCUGCUUGGGGGAGCAUCUGGCCUCAGAGGUGCCAGGUCCCCACAGGGUUGGGAUGUGCCUGUGGGCAGGACUGUGCCCCCCCACCCAGGUGCUGUGGCCUGGACCCUUGCCAUGCUCCAGCAAGGGGGAGACCUGGCUGCCUGUGGCUCCAGGAGGAUGCUCAGCCUUGGCUCUGCUCCCCGCUGCCCUGUGCUGUGAUCCCAUUUCCAAGCUGCCUGGAGAUGGUGGCCACCAGCACCCCAGAGAAUAAAAAAGAGAUGCCAACCCCAGGCAGUGCCUGGGUGAUGUAUGGGGCUGGGGUGCUGCCUCGCCUCAUCUUCCUGGGAGUCUGUGCAGGAGGGCAGGCGUCUGGGGUCCCUGCAGCAGCCCACACCCCUCCAGAGCCAGUAGUCUGCAAUGUGUGUUUGAGUUGUGGCUCUGCCAGGCAGCUGAGCUCUGCUUACAGUGUCGCUUUGGGCCACCUGUGUUACCAGUCCUGGUUAGAGUAGUGUCCCCUCCUGACCCUGCCGUGCUGCGCAAGCUGCUUCCCACUGCCGGAGUCAGGAACCAUGGCUUGUUGUGCUAUGGGGCUUGGCUGCUGCCCAAUGGAGCCUGCCAUCCCCACUGUGGUGGGCGAGGGUUUUAUUCCACAUGGUUCUGCUUCAAGUGAGGUCUUCAGUUCUCAACCCUCAUGUUUUGGGACAUCGGAACCAGUGCGAAGCACGGGACUGCUCAGGGGGCCCGGCCUGUGUGGCAGAGUGGCCCGGCAGGAUCCCAGCAGCACGUCCAGUGGAGGGGAUGUCCAGCACUGCCUUUUUUUCAUGGACUUCACAUCCCCUUCCCUGCCCAGCCAUGUCCCACUCCACCCCCAUGGUCUGUGUCUCCCCUGCAGCCCCUCAGGAAGGGUCUGUGGCCGGGCCACAUAGUCAGACAUUCCUGGGCUGUGUUUACACUGCGUGAUGUAGAUGUUGUAGCGGUCAUCCUGUGUCCCCCAUGGAGCGCCAGCCCAGGUGGCACCGAGCACGGCUCCGCUUCUGCCACCUGUGCCACCGGUGCACCCUCCCCACGCCGCAGCCCUGUGCCAGGAGCCAGGUCCACCCUGUGCUCCGGUUCCCGCUGCAGUGAGCCGUGUUGUGGCCCCGUCCCGGGUGGCCAGAGAGGCCAGGGGUGCUGGCCACGUGCCAGUGUCUCUGUGGCGUGCGUGGGCAUGAGUCCAGCCACCAAAGACCAUGAUCCUUCACUCUUGCACUCAUGGCAGUUGAUGUACAGAGCUUGUAGUUUUCAUAUCGCAGAGAAUUUAAAAGCGUUUUGUUUUUGGUUUUUUUUGGUUGUUGUACAUAAUGGAUUUAAAUAAUAAAGAGAGAUUCUGAGCUGG